This is a messenger RNA of Populus euphratica (Euphrates poplar), 1364 nucleotides long. RefSeq names its product sodium/hydrogen exchanger 7-like. Bases 280 to 1095 code for a protein of 271 amino acids. The record is from RefSeq and is a predicted model, not a curated record. The transcript has 3 exons. NCBI's taxonomy places the organism in Eukaryota, Viridiplantae, Streptophyta, Magnoliopsida, Malpighiales, Salicaceae.
UUUUGGUUUAGAUUCAGCACAUUUCUCCUCCAUUAAUGAAAUUACUCACUCUGGUUAAUAUUUUGAAUGAGUCAAGAAUUGGAUGUUUCCCCAAUCCACAUAAUCUAGUUGCCUCUUAAUGUCCGCCUACUUUGGAAGAGGGUAAAGUUACUUGAGGUAUGCUGAGUAUGAUUAUUGAUCUUUACUUGAAGCUUUAUUCCUCUUUCCUUUUCUUGUGUGGUGUUGCAGGAAAGUGCAAUCGUUAUUGCGAAACUCUUGCUUCCUCAAGUAUUUGAAAAAAUGCCAAUGCAAGAGUUGAGAGCCCUUGUAGCAGAAAGGUCAGUGAUGACCACAUACCUCAGGGGAGAAACUAUAGAAAUACCUCAUCAUUCUAUUGGCUUUCUAUUAGAAGGAUUCAUAAAAGCCCAUGGUUUCCAAGAUGAAUUGAUUGCAUCGCCUGCAGUACUUUUGCCUCCACAAGGAAAUCAAAGCUUUCAAAAGAUAGGGAUGUCAGGUGCCCAAGCAGCCAGUUUCUCUCAUCAAGGAUCCCGGUAUCAAGUUGAGGCAAGAGCAAGGGUAAUCAUUUUUGAUAUUGCAGCAUUUGAAGGGGAUGGUGCUUUGAGGAGAGGAUCAUCAUCAUUGGUAUUGGGUGAUCACCCCCACAGAUAUUUCACUAGAGAGCAUGGUGGUCUUAUGAGCUGGCCUGAAAAUUUUUACAAACCAAGGGAACGUGAACAGAACGGUGUAGGGACUAGUCGAUCAGAAAAUAGCUUGUCUGUGAGAGCAAUGCAGCUAAGCAUAUUUGGCAGCAUGGUUGACAUGCGGAGGCAUGCCCACAGCUUUUCUGGUAGCCAAGUCAAGCGAUCACACAGCUUGUCAGUUUUAAGAACCGCAUCGUGCCAGCAAGUUGGUGCCCCAUCAGAAGAAGCUACUUAUGCUAGGAAGAGUCUUGAAGUGAGAAAGUUGAUUGGAAAAACUCAUGCUCCCCCACGGCAGAGUACAGGCACAAAUGAGACUCGUAUCAUUGAUAAUUACAGUGAUGAAUCUGAUGCUGAAGAUGAAUUGGUGGGAAGAAUUGAUUCGCCUCGUACGCUGUCGUUCCAUCAUGCUUCUUAGUUUGCCUUGUCUGCCAUUUCUGUUGUAAUUGUUUAAAUUAUGUGACUUUUGGGUUUUUUAUUUUAUUUUAUUUUAUUUUAAGUGUUUUGCAUACAAGGAACCGUUGUAAACAAGAUGUAAAAUGUCUAUAUUUCACGUGGAUGAGCAAUCCUUUCCCCGAUAAAUAGUGAUCUUGAAUUCCUGGGAGUUACUCAACACUGAAAGAUGAGAAUGAGAAUCGAAAGGGCAAUUUGUUCACUUGUUGAACAAUUGACAAAAAUUUCUGUCGA